UGAGAAGUCUGAGCAGGCUCAGUAACAGCUUAGGGACCAAAACCCGAACUGACUUGACUCAGCCCAUGAUCACCCCGCAUCCUCAACUGCCCCAGCAGGCCCCGGUGUGGACACCAACUGCCUCGCGCCCGCGAGUAGCCGCUAGGCGGAGCGCUGCUGCUUCGCCUUCCCCAAGCUGUAGGGCCGCGCCCCCGCCUUCGACGGGAGGAAGAAACUGGAACAACUCUCACAAAUGUUUGAGACUUCAGGAGUUGAGCCACCAAUUUUGUUUCAAGUGAAACUCAGUCACCUACAUUACUGACAACAGCUGGAAACCUGUUGUUUGGACGCUGAACUAUGACAUCAUGGCAAGAUUUCACAGAAGAACGUGCAUUAUUUUGUUGCUUUUUAUUUUAUUCAUUUGCUCCAUGAUGAUGGCUUUGAAGACUCUGAGACCUGACAGAGCUGGUUUUGGGGAUCCAUUUGGACUUGGUCUCUUACCGGAACUUCAACAACGGACAACACUCUUAGAAAAUAAACACAGUCCCCUAACUGCUGCCAAGGGGGAUAGUGUAACACACACCAAUAAUUUGCACACUAUUGCAUUGAAUAGCAUUAAAACAUCUAUGGCCUCUGUAAGAAAGUUGGAAGAGGAAUUGCCUUCCCCUAAUUAUAACUUUCAUGUGUUCUACUACAGCUGGUUUGGGAAUCCACAAUAUGAUGGUAAAUAUAUUCACUGGAACCAUCCACUGGUGCCACAUUGGGAUUCCAAAAUUGCAAACAAUUACCCAAAGGGAAGACACAAUCCUCCAGAUGAUAUUGCGUCCAGUUUUUACCCUGAACUUGGAACUUACAGCUCUAAAGACCCUUCUGUCAUAGAAGACCACAUGCAACAAAUGCGUUCAGCCUCUGUUGGUGUCAUAGCCCUUUCUUGGUACCCUCCUGGUAUGGCUGAUGAAAAUGGGGAACCUGGUGAAGAUUUGGUGCCUGUUAUUUUGGAUAAUGCACAUAAAUAUAAUCUAAAGGUCACUUUUCAUAUUGAGCCAUAUAAAGAUCGAGAUGAUCGCAGUAUGUACAGCAAUGUGAAGUACAUUGUAGACAAAUAUGGAGGCCAUCCAGCUUUUUACAGGCAUAAGACCAGCACAGGCAGAACCCUCCCCAUGUUUUAUGUUUAUGAUUCUUAUGUAACAAUCCCUGAAAUAUGGGCAAAUCUAUUAACUGUUUCUGGAUCCCAGAGCAUUCGCAAUACACCAUAUGAUGGAUUAUUCAUUGCACUUCUAGUGGAAGAAAAACAUAAACAUGAAAUCCACAGAAGUGGUUUUGAUGGAAUUUAUACAUACUUUGCCACCAAUGGUUUUUCUUAUGGCUCAUCUCAUCACAAUUGGCCAAGUCUAAAAGCCUUUUGUGACAGCAGCAACUUAAUGUUCAUUCCAAGUGUGGGACCAGGAUACAUUGACACCAGCAUCCGACCAUGGAAUAACCACAACACCCGCAACCGUGUUAAUGGGAAGUAUUAUGAGACUGCCUUCAGUGCAGCACUUUUGGUGCGACCAGAAAUUAUUUCCAUCACUUCUUUCAAUGAAUGGCAUGAAGGGACUCAGAUUGAAAAAGCUGUUCCUAAGAAAACUGGACAGGUAACUUACCUGGAUUACAAGCCUCAUAAACCAACUAUGUAUCUGGAGCUCACUCGCAAGUGGUCUGAGAAAUACAGUAAGGAAAAAGAACAAUGGCUUAUGUGAGGUGCCACUGCCCUUGUUUGUAAAUACAUUCAGUCCAUCUCAGAGGUGGAAAUGACGCUGGGAAUUCUAAUUCAGCCAAUCAAGAUGUCUUUUAUCAUAAAUAUACUUAAAAAAAAUAACCUUUGAAUGUAGUAUGCGCUAUUACUGUACCUGUUAGAAUUAACUUUGACUCCUUUUAGGGGCUAAAAUAAUAGUGAGCAAUAUUGCAUCUCUAGGCUAUUUUAAUUCGAGAAUAUUUUGUGAAAUGCUAGAUGCUUUUUAUUUAUAAUCUGUAUGUAAAGCUUACAGAAACUGUAUCUGGAAUAAUUCAGAGGUGACUCAAGUAGCGUGAGACAGAAUUUAGCAUAUUUACAUUUAUUACCUUUAGCUAUAAAGCCGUGUUUCAGAGUUGAAUACUACUGUGAUUAGAAUUUUGUCUCGAUAGUUCCUCAGAGGAUAAAUAUUUGUGGUGCAUGAAAUAAUAUAGCAAUUGUUAUAUCAUUUGUACACCUUGUAGCACGCGGAGAGUUUACUUUAACAUUUGAUUUGUCUGUGGUACAAACACUAAGAAUGGUGUGAAAUUGUUCUGAAAUUUACAGCUUUUAAAGCUUUUGGUUUCAAAAAUUGAUGCAAGGUUAUUUAACUCCAGAUUAGUCUUGUAUUUGGAUUUUGCAUUCUGUAUUUUUUUGUAACUAUGGAGUGUCAACAAAAUGCAUUGAGACCUUCUAACUAGAUUAAAAUUAAAGAAGGA
Molecule: messenger RNA, 2448 nt
Organism: Terrapene triunguis (Three-toed box turtle)
Lineage: Eukaryota; Metazoa; Chordata; Testudines; Emydidae
Gene: MANEA
Product: mannosidase endo-alpha
Exons: 6
Coding region: 345-1718 (457 amino acids)
Cellular component (GO): Golgi apparatus
Molecular function (GO): alpha-mannosidase activity
Source: RefSeq, a predicted model, not a curated record